AAAGGAAAUUAGAUAUUUAAAAUUGGAGUUCAGUCAUUUAAUCUGUCCUCCGUCAAAAUUAAGGAUAUAUUUGAAUCGAAAAUAGGGGUAUAUUUAAACUAUUUUCGAUACUACUGGGGUAUAUUUAAUCCUUUUCCAUUUUGCAAAAUUAGAAAAGCUCUUUUGUUUUUAAAACAAAGAAGUUUGGGAUCUGUAGAAGCUAUGUCGAAGAAGAAUAAUGGCGGACCAUGUGUUCAACAAAAUGAGGAAUAUUGUUACGAUCCAGUUAGAUGGUUGAAUCUGAUGGUGUCUGAGCCUUAUUAUCUAUUUCACUUGCUCGUUUUCUUCACUUACAUCCCAAUUCGCUGCUCCGCUUUCCAAAUCCUUUCACCUGCUCGCAAUUCCUUACUUCUUAAACGAGAGAUUCAGGUGUUUGUUGCAUACUGUGUCUUGGCUGUUGUGAAGAUUGUAAGGACAGAAAGCUGGGAAUCCUUCAUUCAAGAUACUUUGUUGUUUGCUAAGAUUUUCCUUACUGCCAUCGCUUUAGUUUUGGAUUAUCACUUGGCUCUCUGGUAUGCAUUGGCGUUUUUAGUUAUACACAUUAUAGCACAACAGCCUCCUUAUGAAGGACUAGGUUCUUCAAAUCAUUUGACACCAUUGCAGUUGGAGGCUUUGCUUACUGAAGGAAAUACGUCACGAUUUUGGCUGGUCGAAUUUCGUGCUUUCUCCACAUCGGCUUGCGUAUGCACAAGUUCCUUUUUUCCGGAACUCUCAAUAACAUACUCAAAUGCAAAUUUAUCUUUUGGGACAGUUGAUCUUGGACUCUUCCCUAAUGCUGCAGAAAGAUUUGGCAUUCCUCUUGGAAGCUUGAACCAACUUCCGGUGUACAUUCUAUUUGAGAAUGCUAUAGAGGUUGCACGCUUUCCAGAGUUUGAUUCUGAGCCAUAUGUUUUUGGUCCCACCAUUACAAAGAAACUUCUUUGUGGGCGUUUUGAGCUAGACAAAAAACUUCUGGAUUAUAUAAAUGGAAAAUAGGUCAGACAUGAAAGGUAUUUGUUUCGUCUGGGCGUUUGUUCUUCCAACCCCAAUAGAAGAAGAUAUUAUUCGUUCUCAUUCAGUUUCUCGAGCUACUUAAUCGCUUCUGUUAUCCCCUCAAAAUUCGUGUAACAACUAUAGGCAAACAUGUUAAAGUGUUGGAUCAGAGAGGUUAGUUCGUUCACCCCCUUGGGUGGGGAACAUGAAAUUGAAGGUUCUACUUGUAAGGAAAAUUUCUGUUUCUUUCAUAGUUGAAGGGGGAAGAUGGGACCUAAUUUUGACUGGAUUCAGAAUUGUAACAUUGUAGUUCAAAUUGUGUCUUUGUGACCACAAGGAAAGAUUUUUUUUCUUGGUGUUUCAA
Molecule: messenger RNA, 1375 nt
Organism: Lycium barbarum (goji berry)
Lineage: Eukaryota; Viridiplantae; Streptophyta; Magnoliopsida; Solanales; Solanaceae
Exons: 11
Coding region: 202-1014 (270 amino acids)
Source: RefSeq, a predicted model, not a curated record